GUGAGGAAGCACUUUGCAGAAAGCAGUUUAAAUGGGCACAAAGGACAAUGCAAAUCCCUGUUUUUACGGUUGAUGCUUUUACAAACCGGCCGUUUUUUGGAAAUCCUGCUGCAGUUUGUCUGCUUGAAAAUGACUUGGAUGAAGAUUUGCACCAAAAAAUUGCAAUGGAAAUGAACCUUUCAGAAACUGCUUUCAUCAGAAAACUGCACCCUGGAGAUGACUUUACUAAAAGUUCCUGCUUUGGACUCAGAUGGUUCACCCCAGCCAAUGAAGUUCCUCUCUGUGGUCAUGCUACACUUGCAGCAGCUGCUGUGUUGGUUCACAUACAAAAAAACAAAAAUUCAGUUCUCACAUUUGUGACGUUGAGUGGGGAAUUAAGAGCCAGACAAGUGGAAGAUCAUAUUGUCCUGGACUUACCACUUUACUUAACCUACCCACAGGUACUUCAGGAAGUAGAAGAGUUAAUAAAGGCAGCUGUUGGUGACAUGAUUGUUCAAGAUCUUCGUUACUCUCCUGACACAAAGAAACUCUUAGUCCGCCUCAGUGAUGCUUAUGAAAGGUCUGUGUUGGAAGAACUACAAGUGAGUGCACAACGCUUUUUAUCAGCUGAAAAGACAGGAAAGGUGAAAGGACUCAUACUCACUCUUAAGGGAAAUUCCAGUGGAAAAUGUAAAGGCCAUGAUUUCUACUCCAGAUAUUUUGCACCUUGGUAUGGAGUUCUGGAAGACCCUGUUACAGGAUCUGCCCAUGCUGUCUUAAGCAGCUACUGGUCGGAGCAGCUGGGGAAGAAAGAAAUGCUUGUGCAGAAGUGAAAGCUAAUGAUGCUUCCAAAGAAAUAUCUGGACUGCACGACUCUCACCAGAGAAAUGCUGUUGUGAAAUAUUUUGAAAAUGGAUAGUCAGUACAUUUAUGUAACCGUUUUGCAAGUAUGCAAAGUGAAGGAUAAUCGACAACAGUCUCAUUUGUGUAACAGCUUUGACCCAUUAGAGGCUUUUAAAUCAUGCAUCACUGACUUCAGGGUUGCCGUUGUCAAGCUACUUACAGAUCCUAGUUAAAUCAGGCGUUUCAUAUUUUUGCCCUCAUUCGCUUUUGUUUACCAGCAGGAGACAAAAUAUUUAAUUAGUUUUGGGGCAUUUAUAAUCUCCUCUGGGCCAGCUACAGCCACAAUGCUGGACGCCACUUCUGAGUUAAUUCCAGUCAGGCUGGCCCCUCCAGUACAACAUAUGGGGAACCUAUAAGCCUUUAGCAAAACUUGCAACUGAACUAUUAGAAGGGUGGGACCUCCCUGCUGGGAAAAUACUGCACAACAAAGCCAAAAGGGGCCGGCGUCACCAGUGGAGGUCAAGGCAGCACUUAGACCAAACAGCAUCUGGCAAACUGUGCCAAAUAAAAAUCAAUGAGAAGCAGGGCAGUGGGUAGUAAUUUUAUGCCUGUUUGCACAAGAAAAUAACUCCUCCUGAACUGAAAAAUUAUUUUAUAGAAAUAUUAACAGCAUUUUUUGUCAUCACUUUCACCAUUGUUGCUUCAUGUAUUUUAUUUCAGUCAAUAAACUGUAUGGCACACCUUAUACAUGAUUUUGGCUUGGACAAGCAGCAUUAAUUGUAGCAUUAAUUAUGUUUUGGGAAGUGAAGAGUUUUGAGAUUCUUCUU
Molecule: messenger RNA, 1649 nt
Organism: Pezoporus flaviventris
Lineage: Eukaryota; Metazoa; Chordata; Aves; Psittaciformes; Psittacidae
Gene: PBLD
Product: phenazine biosynthesis like protein domain containing
Exons: 9
Coding region: 48-812 (254 amino acids)
Biological process (GO): biosynthetic process
Cellular component (GO): cytoplasm
Molecular function (GO): isomerase activity
Source: RefSeq, a predicted model, not a curated record